AUGUUCCCCAUUCCAGCUCUCAUCGACAUACCCGGCUACGGUCCCGUAUCCCUGACGGUGUUCGUCUACGGCGCCGUAGCCGCCUGGGUCGCCGUCUGGAUCUUCAGUUACCGCGAUGGCACCGCGCUCGGCAAUGACCGCAACAGGUAUCGCAAGGACCUUUACUCGCCGCACACGACGUGGUUCCUCGGAAGUCUCCCCUUCGUCCUGGCAACGAGACACAAGUUACUCGAGGUUAGUGUUCGGAGUUGCGCCGUUGCGGGAGGCGCUUGAGCGGGGGUGGCGGUUUGAGAUUGACCCGAUGGGAGGGGAGCUGCCCGAAUGGCCGAAGCAGGCCUCGGGUCUCACCUCGGAUCCCGGGGUCUGCGUGAGAGCUUGGUCGCCCCCCUGCGCACCUAAGAAUGCUCGCCAUGCGACAACGUCUGCGACGGGAAUGACGUCCAGUCUGCAGCUCUACCCAGCUAUACUUAGGGUUCAUACAGUCACUGAUCACACAUACCCACUUCUUCGCAUAUGCGAUACUUUUCUCCGUCGUGCUGCGCAGACAUGGGGAGAGGAACGCGCCAAGAUGGAGCGCAACCCUGAGCACCACGGCAAGUGGCUCAGUUGGUCUGCACCCUAUGGUCGGCGCGUGAUCGACAUCAGUAGACCAGAUCUCAUCGAAUAUGUCCAGAAGGUGAGUCGACCAGCUUCGACGAUCCUCUGACAACUUUAUGUGUCCAGCUCACAAUUUUCUUCGACUUAUCGGCAUUCCGAUCGACGUCAACAGACGAACUUCCAGAAUUAUGUCAAGGGCAAGCAGUUUUACCUCAACAUGGAGGCCGUGCUCGGAGAUGGUAUCUUCAACGUUGGUAUGUCAACGUCUCCGACGUACGAUGUCUUUCCUUUUCUUUCGGAUGCUGAACAUUCUUCUGUGGCCUGCGCAUCGUGUGUUAAGACGGACACGCCUGGACCUUGCAGCGCAAGGCUACCUCCAAGAUUUUCAACGGUAAAUAUCCGCUCGCUCGAUCACACCACCGCUUAUGACUGAUCAAAAACUUGGCCUGCUUUGGAUUUCACUAGGCAACGCCUUCCGAGGCAUCAUCGCCCAGUCGAUCGACAAGAACAUCGAGCGCCUUGUGACCAUCAUCAAGCGUCACGCCGACAAGGGCGAAGUCUUUGACCUCUCUCAGCUCUUCUUCCGGUUCACUCUAGAGUCGUUCGGUGGGAUGGCUUUCGGGUGCGACAUCGGUGCCUUGUCGACCGAGACGGACGAGCCGGUCCCUUUCACAGCCGCUUUCGACUAUGCCCAGGUCGUCCUGAAUAGGCGGUUCCAAGAUCCCUUCUGGCCGAUCAACGAGUUCCUCGACGGAAGUCGAGGCAAGAUGCGCGACACUGUGCGCAUCCUCGACGAUUUCUGUUACAACCUCAUCGACGAACGCACGCGAGCCGGACGCAACACUUUCACGUCGGAGAAGGAGCACGAUAGUCAGACCGACUUGCUCUCGCUGUAUAUGAACAUCCGGGAUGAGCAGGGCAAACCGAUGAGCCGAAAGCAGCUGCGCGACGCCGUACUCAACCUUAUCAUUGCUGGACGCGAUACGACGGCUCAAGCCAUGUCUUGGACCAUGAUUCGUUUGCUACGCGACCCGAAAUGGAUCGAAUCAAUCCGCAAGGAGGCCGACGAGAUGGGUCACCUUGAGUACGAUACGUUCAAGCAUCUCCACAUGACGAACGCGGUGUUCAUGGAAGGUUUGCGCCUUUCACCGUCGGUGCCGAAGAACGGAUGGCAGGCCGUGAAGGACGAUCAGCUCCCCAACGGCGGCCCGUUCGUUCGCGCCGGAGAGUAUGUGCACUGGGGAGACUACUCGAUGGCACGAGAGGAGAGUAUUUGGGGACCCGACGCCAAGCAAUUCAACCCUGCACGCUGGAUCGAUGCUGACGGCACGGUUAAGAAGGUGUCCAACUACAAGGCCCACAUGUUCAAUGCCGGCUACCGGCUUUGCCUCGGAGUGAGUGCUAUUGGGAGCUGAUCUACCGACCCUUUGUAGACGCUGACCGAAGCGGUAUGUCGAAAGAUGGAGUUGGCCAAGUUUGAAGGUUGCCAUCUACUCACUACGAUCCUCAAGAACUUUGAUCUCGAGUUCGCCGAAGGCUACUGGGAGAACACCCCCAAGUUGGACACCGAAGACAUGCCCAAGUACCUCCCAUCCAUCACCCUUCAUCUGGUCAGUCACUUCGUUUCCUUGCUCGCGAUAAAUCCUGAACCGGUAUCUGAGGACAUUUUCUACAUGCAGGCGAAUCCUUUGAUGGUCCGAGCAACGGUCCGCAAAUCCGCCUGA
Molecule: messenger RNA, 2321 nt
Organism: Microbotryum saponariae
Lineage: Eukaryota; Fungi; Basidiomycota; Microbotryomycetes; Microbotryales; Microbotryaceae
Source: the annotation of a GenBank genome assembly